Molecule: messenger RNA, 336 nt
Organism: Loa loa (African eye worm)
Lineage: Eukaryota; Metazoa; Nematoda; Chromadorea; Rhabditida; Onchocercidae
Exons: 1
Coding region: 1-336 (111 amino acids)
Source: RefSeq, a predicted model, not a curated record
AUGUUAUUGCAAAGGGAUGAUGUAAUAGCUAAAAGAGAAAAGGGGAUAUUGUGGAUAGCACCCUGUAAGACAGAUAGAGUUCCGCUUCCAACCAUCGAAUUUACUGGUGGAUUAAUAAAUAAAUUCGAAAUCGAGAAAAUUAAUGCUGAAUCGAAACUUCUAAGCUACCAUUACGACACAACUACUUCAAUAUCGUCUCACCAAAGGGGCGAUUCUAUCUGGGAAGAAAUUGCUGAACAAGGAGAAUCAACAAAUCGAAUCGAAAAGGAAUUUGACCAAGUUAUUCAAUCCAUCCAAGAAGAACUUGAAAGCGUAGCAACAAAUGGGAAAUUUUAA